GCAUGCCCACAAAAUAAAAACAAAUAAAGCAAUAACAGUAUAAAGCAUUGUUUUUCCCCGUCAGGCAUGUUGAUUUGCAAAAAGUGAACCGAACGUUCGUGUUUUUGUAGAUGCAGCCGAGAACGACGAGGAUGGGACCGAAACGUAGGACCGAAGGCGUCUAAACCGCUGAUCUGAUAUUCGGAAAAGCCUGCCAAACGUUCCGGUGGGCAAUUGAUACGUCCGAAACGUUCUUUUCGCACUUUCCAACUAGUAUGCCCAAUAGUGACCUGUCCGGUGGUAUCUACUCCCCUAUUCCACAGACGGCAGUAUCAGAUUCGGAGAGCGAAGAAGAAUUGUUACGAGUUCAACAAGCAGCGAACAAGGUUACGACUCUGUGUGAGACGGCGACGAUUAUGUUAAACGGUAUCGGUAUGAAGGGUGAAAGGGAAAACGGAGCUGGUUGUUAUCCGCCUAGCCCAAGCGACGUCGAGGAAGCAAGCGGUGUUUUCCAUGCCGAUAAUGUGGCCAUUCUUAACGAGGCUGGGUCUAUUCCCGACCACACAAUGUCCACUCCGCGAAAGUGUUGCUUUAUUGCAUCGUUAGCGGUCUGCUGCCUGGCUCUGGUCACCUUUCUCUGGAUCAUUCCGUGUUCGGAUAAUCUGUCAUGCCCUGCAAGGUCAGAGCGCGUGAAGACUCAAAAUUGGAUAAGAAAUUAUGAAAAAAUUGAAUUGAAAGGUGUUAUCAAUGUGGUGGAGGGUGUUGUACACGGAAAGAGUAAGAAUCUCGUCUUUAUGUACCGUGGUGAUAAGUUGUACCCUGAUUUUGAAGAUUCUUACCACCGGCGGAACGGGAUCAUUUCAUUGAUUGGCAGCUCUGGCAAGGUAGCAUGGUACGACCAAAUGGUCCACGAACCGAAGAGCAUCGACUGUUCGCUCCUCGAUGCAGACCGGAGUGGUGCUCCAGAUUGUCUGGUAUUGGAUGAGUACGGCCAACUCGAGUGCAUUGACCCACUGUCCGGUGAGUGGUUGUGGCGUGCGGAAGGCUACAACAAACGGAGUCCCGGUGUCGGACGACAAGCCGAUAUGCUCGAUUUUCCUCUACUCAUACCGGAUGUGGAUGGUGACGGUGUAAACGAAUUGUUGUUUGUGACCAGCUCUAGCGAAACACGCCACAAUCGGCUAGUGAUGAUAUCCGGCCGGAAGGGUGUCACAAUCGGAGAUUCUUACGCCGUCAAGGAGUGUCUGUAUGUUCACAAGUUGACGCUCGACGGGGAGUUAAACGUAAAGUUUAAUUGUGUGCGCGAUAAAAGUGAACAGCAGAAGGCAAAGUCGUUGCCAGAGCUGUAUAAAUUGAUCCACCGGAAGGCACUCGACAUGCGAAUCGUGCGACGUAUGCCAAACGGAUUGCCGCAACACAAGUUCUUCGGACAGCGACGAAACACUGAAAAGCAGCGCACCAUCACGAACGUCGGUGGGAAACAGUUGGUGGUGGAGAACCGAGGUCGUUGCCCGGAAAACUGUUCCACUUCAGUUCUACUGACCGAAGAGUCCACCGGAGAGGUCCUGUGGAACGUAUCUGGUCGUGAACGUUUAUAUGGUAUGCAGCCUGUUAGACUGACUUUCGGCAAUUUCGGAGCCGAUAACCAAUCCACCGUGUUUGGAUUCGUGUUAAAAUUCUGGGAAUGGAGUCAGCGUGAUCUAGACAAUCGUAGCUCACGCUUCCGACGAACCGUACUUGGAAUGGCUCCCAGUUUGAACCGUUUCGGAUAUCAGCUCGUCCACCAGCAACCCUGGAUAGGGCCGCCGGGGCUCGAUGCUAUCUCCAAAACCUCCGCUCGAGGUCAAAACCAAUCUUCUUCGUCACAGUCGUCACACUCUACGAUGGGGAAUCAACCGAGUGGUGCGUUCCGCAAUCGAAUGCGGUUUUUGAAGGAAACGGUCAAACUGAUUGUUUUUAACUCGACUGACAUCAAGAUCGAGAACACAAGCCAAAGCAACGUAAUACAGUUUUGCCGCGAACCGAUCAACAGUGGCGAUGCAAACGCCGAGAUGCUUUGUCAGCCAGAUCUUAACUACCAAGAAAACUCUCUUUUGAUUGCCGAUCUCGAUGGCGAUGGAUCGCAGGAGUUGGUGUCAUACUAUUCCACCUUCGUUAAAACGGCGACCAGCGAGUCGGACGGGAUGGGUAUCGGGAUUGGAGCUGGACCCGGUGUCACGAUGAAGCUCAAAACAUUCGUACAGUUACUUCGCCUUGAAUCAGAGUUGCCAAAACUGUAUGCGACCAUGACACAAGAGAGCCCUUCCGGUAGCGCUAAGCAUCGAUAAAACCGAAAUACAAAAAGCGAAAACGAAAAGGGAAAAAUCCCUUCGGAUCGUGUGAUUGUGUGAUCUCAUACCAGCUUUUAUAGUGAUGUUGUUCGUUCUCGUUACGUUUUUUCCUUGUACCGCACGAUGUACUUGUUUUCCAGAAGUCCAGUUUUCCAGAGUUUUCCAUCCGUUCGUUUAGUUCCAAUGUUUAGUAACUACUCGAAUAAACAGAUAAUUAAAAGAAAACAAAAAACCCGUCUCGGUUCUUGUCUUAGUUCUAGUAAUUCACGUGAUAAAUCACCAAUCCAGAAGAUGUUUUUCUUUAUAAAUUUACUUAUUGAAUUAUUUAGUUCCAAUUGAGAGGAUUGGUCGUAAACGGCAGCAGCAUUGCGAGUUCAUUGACAGAUUCGUUGGUGUUUGCUUUGGUAAUCGAGACAAUUACUUCGAGUUUAUUAGCCAAGCCAG
Molecule: messenger RNA, 2753 nt
Organism: Anopheles bellator
Lineage: Eukaryota; Metazoa; Arthropoda; Insecta; Diptera; Culicidae
Exons: 3
Coding region: 255-2306 (683 amino acids)
Source: RefSeq, a predicted model, not a curated record